CUGAACGCCUCUAAGGUCGAAGCCAGCCCAGUCGACUCCGGCAAGGAUACGCUUACUGUGGAGCUCCGAGAGUCGGGAGGCUCACACGUCAAACUGGGAGACGAGUUCUUUACUUGGACCAAGAGGGGACGCACCGCGGACGACGUGGCGUUAGUACACACACUCACACACACAGACUUAGACGAUACACCUCAUAACCUUCAGAACAUCUAUCUAUCUAUCUAG
Molecule: messenger RNA, 225 nt
Organism: Danaus chrysippus (African queen)
Lineage: Eukaryota; Metazoa; Arthropoda; Insecta; Lepidoptera; Nymphalidae
Source: the annotation of a GenBank genome assembly